UUACUAGUUGAAAGCAUUAAUUGUUUUUCUUUAUCAUUUGGUUUGAUUAUUUGGACAUUAUUGUUAAUUAACACUAAUUGUUUUUGAUUAAGAAUUGAUUUGAUAGUCGUGCUUCUCAAGUUACAUGCGAUAAUUUAGAUUCCGUUUUUAGUUACAUCGGUUUCUAGACUGAUGUAAUAACGACCAAAACUGUGAGAGUUAAUCAGAUUCAUUUUGAUCAUUGACUCUUUUUUUGCUAAUUAAAUCAAUUACAUUGUAAUACUUAUCUUAAAUUGUUUUCUACUUGAAACUUGUGAGAUUAAAAGCUCCGAAUCAACAUGACAGAAUAUCUUACCAAGUGUCUUUUCAUUGUUCUCAUAGUUUUAUCUCUAAUUGUUUUCAUUUGUUCAACACAUGGUUCAACCUUUAACCAAGCUGAAGAUUCAGAGGAUCCUGAGUAUAAACAAAUCUAUCAACCUGUUGAUAAAUCCGAUUGGAUUGAUAGUGGAGAUAUGUUCACAUAUGAUCCAUCUUCUGGGACGAAUCGUGAAUCCAAAUUCAAAGAAGCUGCUUCGAUGGUGAUACAAAUGGCCAAAGAGAGGAGAAAAACUCAACAAGAUUCAAAAGAUCAUUGCUUCAAUGAUUGUCAGGAGAUUAUUGUUAAACUGAAAGAUUGCGAAGAAUCUCAGAAAAAAGUUCGAUGUGAAUGUUUAAACAAUGAUCAUUGUGGUGCACGAAGUUAUCAAAUAAUUAGGAGAUUGAUGAUUCUAUUGAAUAAACAAUUAACAAACGAAUACUCUAGAGGAUCAAUAUUGGAAUUAAAAGUUAACCUGGAUGAUUUUUUCUUCCAGAUGCCGGAAAAUAUCAAGAAUAUAAGUGAUUGUGACUAUUUGGCUAAUCUUCAUCCACUUGCCGAUCAAAUAUUACCAUCGAUUAUUAUCUAUCAUCCUGAUCCAUUAAUUUCUCCUGAAUAUUUAUCGGUCAAAUUUGGUGCCACUGGUUUAGGAUGUUUACUAACUUUAAUAUGGCUCUUUAAAAUGGCUUGGAAAAUUAGAUUAUUAGCUCUAAUUUCAAUCUUCUUCUUUAUUACUCUAAUAUGGGAAUAUCUUCUUCUUUAUCAAACUGAAAUGGCCAAAGUUGAAGAGAAAUCAAAUCGUUUGAAAGAUAAAUGUGAAUCACAAGCUUCGAUUAAUUUUCUUGGUUGGAUCUCAUCUUUAGUACCAGUUUUAAGCUUUGGAAGUGAAAACUCUGAGUGUACCGAUUAUUACAUUUCAACUCGUGUUAACCCUUUAUUAUCGGUUAAUCCAAUUAUGGCCUUUUCAAAACUUUACGAACACACGAUUCUUUUUGCAUUAACAUUAACUGCCAACGCGACUGGCCUUUCAUUUAAAGCUUUCUUUAGUCAUAUUCCCACCUUUUGGGUACCAAUAUUCCUAUUAGCUGGUGUAACUGUAACAAUUUUCUACUGCAAGUACAGUUUUAAGUACAGAUCGAAAGCCCGAAAAUCGAAACCCCCAAAACCCAAAUCAUCAGUUCGAGUACCAAAGAUUAUUGGUCAACCAAGUACGAAAGGUUUACCAUCACCACCACCAAGAAGAGAAACAAAAGCCAAAAAACUAUCCAUUGAUGUUCCAAUUUCCCGAUAUGGUUCAACAGGAGAUAUUCUAAAGCUCUUUGAUUAAAUAAAAAGUGCCAAAAAUCCUUAAUCAAA
Panonychus citri (citrus red mite) is the source of this 1690-nucleotide messenger RNA. RefSeq lists its product as uncharacterized. Gene Ontology annotation, cellular component: membrane; endoplasmic reticulum. Lineage: Eukaryota; Metazoa; Arthropoda; Arachnida; Trombidiformes; Tetranychidae. The transcript has 2 exons. The record is from RefSeq and is a predicted model, not a curated record. Gene Ontology annotation, molecular function: chloride channel activity. The coding region runs from base 318 to 1661 and encodes 447 amino acids.